AUGACGACGGCAGCGCGGCCGACAUGGGCGCCGGCAAAGGGAGGCGAGGAGCAGGGCGGGUCGCGCAUAUUCGGGCCGAGUCAGAAGUACUCCGCUAGAGAUGUCGCCAGCCACACGAGCCUCAAACCCAGGAGGGAGGGGCAGGUGACGAAGGAGGAGGUGAAGCGGCGGGACCUGCGGGGGGAGCUGGAGGAGCGUGAGAGGCGGCACUUCGCCGCAAAGGACAGGGAGCAGCAGCUGCGCACCGACGACCGCAAACGAACCUCUGGCUUGUUGUUACCAGGUGGGGGGGCGUUGGGAGGGCGGAAGGAGGUGGAGGAGCGGUUGAUACCCCGAGCAGCGGAUGCAGACGACUCCGAUGGGGAGGACAGGCGGGGAGGCGGGGGUGAUGACGAGGAUGAUGACGAUGAUGACGAGGACGAUGACGAGGAUGACACCAUGGAGUUGCUUGCUGAGCUGGAGAGAAUCAAGAAGGAGCGAGCCGAGGAGAAGCUGCGCAAGGAGAAGGAGCAGGCGGAGCAGGAGGCGAAGGCGAGAGAGAAGGAGAUGGCACGCGGCAACCCCAUCAUGGCUGCUGGGGGCUCCGCCUUUGCUGUCAAGCGCAGGUGGGACGACGACGUGGUGUUCCGCAACCAGGCCAAGGACGAGCAGAAGCCCACCAAGCGAUUCAUCAACGACACCAUUCGCAGCGACUUCCACCGCCGCUUCCUCAACAAGUACAUGAAGUAA
Closterium sp. NIES-65 is the source of this 729-nucleotide messenger RNA. NCBI's taxonomy places the organism in Eukaryota, Viridiplantae, Streptophyta, Zygnematophyceae, Desmidiales, Closteriaceae. The record is from the annotation of a GenBank genome assembly.